This is a messenger RNA of Staurois parvus, 624 nucleotides long. Lineage: Eukaryota; Metazoa; Chordata; Amphibia; Anura; Ranidae. The record is from the annotation of a GenBank genome assembly.
AUGUGUAAACUGUAUCCUUCUCUUUACAGUGACUAUUUAUUCAAAUUGCUUCUGAUUGGAGACUCCGGUGUGGGGAAAUCUUGCCUUUUGCUUAGGUUUGCUGAUGAUACUUAUACAGAAAGUUAUAUCAGUACAAUUGGUGUGGAUUUUAAAAUCAGGACUAUAGAAUUAGACGGGAAAACAAUUAAACUUCAGAUAUGGGAUACAGCUGGUCAAGAAAGAUUUCGAACUAUCACAUCCAGUUACUACAGAGGCGCUCACGGAAUCAUCGUUGUGUAUGACGUUACAGAUCAGGAAUCAUUCAACAAUGUAAAGCAGUGGCUUCAGGAGAUAGACCGUUAUGCCAGUGAAAAUGUUAACAAGUUGUUGGUAGGGAACAAAUGUGAUCUAACUACAAAGAAGGUAGUGGACUACACAACAGCAAAGGAAUUUGCAGACUCUCUGGGAAUUCCAUUCUUGGAAACAAGUGCAAAGAACGCGACGAACGUAGAGCAGGCCUUUAUGACAAUGGCUGCCGAGAUCAAAAAGCGAAUGGGUCCUGGAGCUACAGCUGGCGGCGCAGAGAAGUCCAACGUCAAAAUCCAGAGCACUCCAGUCAAGCAGUCCAGCGGAGGUUGCUGCUAA